AAAAGCCCUACAUUGGUUGUCUUCGGUAAGCUCCCCAAGGUAGAGAGCGAGGAGGCAGAGAGGGAGAACGGAGGCAGUUUGGCGGGACCGGGCGCAGCUCCUCCAGCUCAGAGCACUUCCAUUGCCAUCACCGCGUGCAGUGCAGGGCAAAGGGGCAGCCAGGAAAUUUGAAACUAAUUUGCUUCCAGUUGACUAGAACAGCAGAUUGUGAAUAAGCUGGCUUCUUUUCUAGCUAACUUUUCUCAAGCAUUAAGCUGAUGAACUGGUAAUUUUCUAUGAUCAAUGGGUAACUGCUGGAGCUACAGUAAUCUCUGUGACCAUGGAGGAAGUACUUUACUCCCACCGAAUGUUAUCAAUGAAUUUCCAGAAUAUGGGACUAUGGAGGAAAGUGGAGAAGGGCUGAGAGUCUCUCUUGAAUUGGAUGCAGACUCACUACCAUGUUGCCAACAAGGGCAGCAGGAGGUCCUGCCUUUUGCUGGUCAGUACUCUGGAAUUGACAGUGUUGUAGAAGGACCAAAAGAUGUCAGCGAGGCCGUCUCUGAAAGUCUGCCCAAGGAACUAAGUUUACAACCCAUUGACUCUUCAACAACAGCUCUGAAAGCCACAGAAACCAGAAGAACUUCAGGUACAUUACAGGCUACUGUACUGAACAAAGAUGCUGUUUCUAGUUUUUCAGUCCAGCCUGUUGAAAAAGAGCCAGAGACUCUCUGUGAGGGAACAGAGAGAGCCAACAAGUGUCUCCCUGUUGUACAGGAAAGAUCAUCACAUACUCCUCUCUCAGCAGAAGUUACGAUCAAGGAGAACUUUAACCUAAAAUUCCAGAAGGAUUUGUCUGCACCAUUAACUAGGGAAGCUCAGGCUAAACUUUUCCAAACAAUUAAUAAUUUGAGAAAAGGGACUCUAAAUGUAAAGGAGCAAGCUUGUCCUUUGUUCUCUGUGGGGAGCCCAACAACACCCCCUAAUUCCACAGGCAGUGUUGGUGUUCUGAGAGAGCGGAGAUCUGAUGUGGAGAGAGACCGCUUAGGAGGAUCUAUGGACCGCUCAUGCCAGGCCAAACAUGUGGAAUUUCAAGGAGUGGAAAUACUGUGGACAGAAGAGAAAAGAGAGGCAUGUCAUUCCGUGAGUCGUGAGACAUUGUUGGAGAAGCCAACUUCUGCUGAAAGUAAAGAGUUUUCCCAGGUGCGAGGCAAUCUCAGACCAUCUUCUGAUUUACAUAAUUUCACUGGUUUAAGUAACAACACUUUGGAUGAACCCUGGAAGGCUCCCUCUGAGAGACCUAGUGCGAACUCGGGCACCAUUUCCCCUGCACCUCUUGUUGAGAAUGGGGAGGAUGAAGUCUUUCUAAAGGAAAAAAAGGAAUAUCUUGAGAAGAAAGCUGAACUGGAUAUUGUCAAGGAGAGGAAUUUUGAGAGAGAGGAACAUUUCAGAGAAGAAAAUGAUGACGUCUUUGGAACAGGUUAUGCAGAGGAUUCCACUGACGUGUACAGCUCCCAGUUUGAGACCAUUUUGGACAACACUUCUUUAUACUACAGUGCUGAGUCCUUGGAGACGUUAUGCUCAGAGCCCGAUAGCUACUUUAGCUUUGAAAUGCCUCUCACUCCAAUGAUACAGCAGCGCAUUAAGGAAGGUGGUCAGUUCCUGGAGAGGGCAUCUGCAGGAGAACAGCAAGAUGUCCUGGGCGUCUCAGCAGAUGGGGGAAUUAUGAUGGGCUAUUCCAGUGGACUCCUUAAUGGGCUGAAUGAUGCUAGCGACUCCAUCUAUGUGAAAAGUAGCCCGGAAAUUGCUUUCUGGGAAAGACCUCGAAGGAAGGAGUAUAUUUUCCGAGUGGAAGUCACAGACUGCAGUGCUGGUGUGAAAACAUCCCUGCUUGAGCCUCAUUCUGAAAUGGGAAGCACUGACAUUCUGGAAAAGGACCCUUCAGGAUGCCUCAGCAAUGGCACCAGCUGCAGUGUGGAAGCAGCCAGAAGGCUGGCCAAACGUCUUUACCAGCUAGACAGGUUUAAAAAGUCGGAUGUUGCAAAGCACCUGGGCAAGAACAAUGAAUUUAGCAAACUUGUUGCAGAAGAGUACCUGAAGUUUUUUGAUUUUACUGGAAUGACGCUGGAUCAGUCUCUCAGGUAUUUCAUUAAAGCAUUUUCUCUUGUGGGAGAAACUCAGGAACGAGAGCGAGUUUUAAUACACUUCUCCAACAGAUUUUUUUAUUGUAAUCCAGAUACCAUUGCUUCACAAGAUGGAGUUCAUUGCCUGACCUGUGCGAUGAUGCUGCUUAAUACAGAUCUCCAUGGCCACAAUAUCGGAAAAAAGAUGACCUGCCAAGAAUUUAUCACAAAUCUUCAAGGAGUAAACGAGGGAGGUGAUUUUUCAAAAGAUCUACUGAAAGCUCUGUAUAACUCAAUCAAGAAUGAGAAGCUGGAAUGGGCAGUAGAUGAUGAAGAUAAAAAAAAAUCACCAGCAGAGGGUACUGAUGAAAAGGCUAAUGGAACACAUCCGAAGACCAUCACUCGUAUUGGGAGUACAACCAACCCCUUCUUGGACAUUCCUCAUGACCCCAAUGCUGCUGUGUACAAGAGUGGGUUCUUGGCUAGGAAAAUCCAUGCGGACAUGGAUGGAAAGAAGACUCCAAGAGGAAAGAGAGGGUGGAAAACCUUUUAUGCUGUGCUGAAAGGAACAGUUUUGUACUUGCAGAAGGAUGAAUUCAAACCAGAAAAAGCACUGGCUGAGGAGGAUCUGAAAAAUGCAGUGAGCGUGCAUCAUGCUCUGGCGUCCAGGGCCACGGACUACGACAAGAAACCCAACGUGCUCAAGCUCAAAACUGCUGACUGGAGGGUCUUGCUUUUUCAGGCCCAGAGUCCCGAGGAAAUGCAAGGAUGGAUAAACAAAAUUAAUUGUGUCGCAGCUGUAUUUUCUGCACCACCUUUUCCAGCAGCCAUUGGAUCUCAGAAGAAAUUUAGUCGUCCUCUUCUGCCUGCAACUACAACAAAAUUAACUCAGGAAGAACAGCUAAAAUCUCAUGAAACCAAGCUAAAACAGAUUGCCACUGAACUGGCUGAGCACCGUUCCUAUCCCCCAGACAAGAAAGUAAAAGCCAAGGAUAUAGAUGAGUACAAAUUGAAAGAUCACUACCUGGAGUUUGAGAAAACCCGCUAUGAAAUGUAUGUCAGCAUUCUCAAGGAAGGAGGCAAGGAGCUCCUGAGUACCAAUGAAAGUGAGACUGCAGGACUGAAGAAGUCACAUUCCAGUCCUUCACUCAACCCAGAUUUAUCCCCAGUCACUGCCAAGGUCAAGCGUAAUGUGUCAGAAAGAAAAGAUCAUCGACCUGAAACACAAAGCAUUAAGCAAAAAGUCACUUAGAAUCCAUUUGUGACCAGGAAGUGCUGGUCAUGGAGCAAAAAGGGUUUUUCAAGGUUUUUCUGGUCGAUCCGUGAAUAUAUUUUAAAAAAUUUCUGUGACUAAAUGGUGCAUUAGUAGCUUCUUCUAUUGUGUAUUUUGUUAGUUUCUGUAGAGAUUGUCUCUUUGCUCUUAAUUUCUUUGCUUUGAUGAUUUUUUCAUUUGGUAAACUAAUGCACCUUUUGUGGUGGGGAGGGAAUUAUGAUUUCAAAAUGAAUUUAUGUAUCCCUUCUCCUUUGGUUCUCCCAUGUUUGCACUCUUCUGAGUUGUUUUAUGUAUUCUUAAAUAAGCUGUUCCUCUUUUUUUGAAGGUUAAAAAGUUGAACUAUUGUGAAACUCUUAACUGGAAAAACUUUCAGUAAAUUUUAGCCAGAGUUAACAUAAACGUUUUUUUGUGGAAUCUUGCCUAGUCACAGAGAUGGAUUGAGCAGUCACAGAAGUUCAGUUAAGAUUACAGUUUGGAAAUCGAGAUGUUCCAAAAUGAUGUAAGCUAGCACUUGUUCAGUUCUCACCCUGCUGGAAGUAGAGAAAGGGAGCAUGAAGGUGGCAGGACUAGAGAACACAAGAAGUAUAUUUAGUUGCAUAAUGUAUUGGUUCCAUUUUAACCACUGAACGAAAGAGGAAAUGGAAUCUUUUUGCCAUUUAUGGUUAAGGAAAAACUGACACAGAGUUUUGUUUUUUUUUUCCCAAAAGGCAGUGGUAAUAAUCAACCCCUGGGAACUGCAACAGUUAAAUGAGUGAGUGAGUGAGUGAGUGAGUGAGUGAGUGAGUGAGUGAGUGAGUGAGUGAGUGAGUGAGUGAGUGAGUGAGUGAGUGAGUGAGUGAGUGGUUUGCAGAAAUUUUUACCUCAUUCCAGGAGUCUACACUAGUCAUCUAGAAUUAUCUCCUUUGUCAGUACUCUGCCCUCUUGGAAAGGCUUCUUUCAAGUAUAUAAAUAUAUAUAAACACUGAUGGAGUUGUGCAUGGGGUAAUCUCUUGAUUAUAACACUAGUUUAGUCUUCCUAACACAAUUAUGUUUAAAACAGUACUCCUUAUAUUCUUUCCUUAAUCAUGACAAAUAAGAUAAGGAAAAGUAUCUGCAGCAGGCCAGCAAUUAAAAGUUAUUUCAGAUAAGUCUGAAAGUAGUAAUCUGAAUGAAUUUAGUUGGAAAAUAGAGAAAUCUAGUUGCACAUGCAAUCAGUGUAUUUCUUUUAUCUGUCUUGAAUUAGUUCAUUCUACUACUUUCUAUUAAAAAUAGUUUAUUCUAGAUAAUUUUUUUUAUCUAAAAUAGUUCAUGCUCUUGUUCCAGUGAUGACCCUUCAAUAUUUAGCGUGGUAGAGGACAUUCUUUUAUAGAAUAGAAAGGGGUGAAAAUUGAGCCCAUUCGGACUUAAUUAUUUUGAAACCUCCUAACUUUGUCUUCUUAAAGUUAUAAUCACUAUAAAUGGUGCAGUCUCUAAACCAAUGGAAUAAUUUUUCAUAUCUUUUCCUCACAUUGAAAUUUGCUCUCUAUUCAGUAUAUUAAAGGUACUAUGGCCAAAGAAUAAGUGAAUGAGAGAAAAUUCAUUAAAUAGUAGUUUCUACUGGUAUAUUGUCCUUAUAUACCAAACUUUAGUUCCAGAAUAAUUUAUUAACAUUUUCUUCCUUCAUCUAUAUAAAUCCCCAUAUUUGCUGGUAUCUGGAAAAGAAUAAGUAAUCUUUAAGGUUAAUACUACCUGGUAGUGAUAAGUGUCUAGCUUAUUUUUAGAAAACUCACACUCUCUUGCUUAGGUAGAGACAAUGACUAAGGUAAUCAAGAAAAAAAAUUAGUUAGCUACCUAUAUGGGCCAUUUCAUCAGGUUCAUUUUUAUAGCUUCCAAAAGAAUUCAAAUUUUCACAAUGGAAUUCUUUUUUCUUUUUAUAAUCUGAAUAAUCAGCCUGCUUAUUUUGUUCCUAGAUACUUAUCCUGAGCAAAAAGGGGAGAUGUGUCCGAACAAUGUCAUAUCUAAACUAUGAUAAUUAAAGAAAAUAGACUUUUAUGACAGGCUUGAAUAUUUUGCCCACGGGGUGUGUGUGUGUAUAUAUAUAUAUAUAUAUAUAUAUCUAGAAUGUCUCUUGUAUUUAAAGUAAGUAGUAAGCAUGGAAUGGUACGUCCUACAUUGUCUGCUAUGUGCAGUUCUGAGAUGCCCCACUUGCCUCGCUGCACCACAGUCCUCUCCUUGUCCUCAGAUUCAUAAAUAUUCCCUUCAGGAAUCUCUGGGUAUGCUGAUAGAUGACAAGUUGAGAAGAGUACGUUGGAAGAUAAAAUGAAUUGUUUGCAUAGUUAUACUUUAAAACAGCUACAAAUUUUAUUUUGUGAAAGAGAAUUAUAGAUUGCCUUGGCAUGAUGUUCAUUGCACCUUAUAGGUCAAGUUUGUGUUAGAACUGGUCCCCUUACUUUGACUUAAUUCUGAGAAACUUGCUCAUAUCAAGGUCAUAGCUUUCAUAAUGAUUUCUGUCCUAUAGAUUCUUGUCAAAAAAGAUAGAAUACAUUUCCUUUCACAGGGAUCCCAGACUGCUUCUUAAUUCAGAGUCCAACGGAGUUUUCCUCCUCUGCUCCUUCUACAGAGACUUUGCCUUCCCCCUUCAUCCUCACCCAGGCCUCAGCACCAGGAGCCUGGGAGUUCUCUCCAUAUGAUUAGUCAUUCUUCAUCUUCACACAAACACAUUUUAGGAUAGAAAAUCUUGAUAUAUAUCAGAAUACCUUGUUUCAGUUAAGUUAUUAUCUUUUUAAAAAUGACCACAUGUGGCAAAUAUUUGAGUAUUUCAGGUUUUCCGUCACCUAGCAUGGUUACUUUGAAACAAAGGUCUCAUAAGCUCCCUGUGAGCAAUCAAAACUUAAUUGCAAGCAUAAAGCAUUCUUACUUUGUUGACAGAUCAUAGACAUUGUUUGACAUAUACUUUUUAAGACAUUUAGCUAGCACUUAAAAACACCCAGUUAGACCUGGAGCAAGAGUCCUUGUCUCACAUUCAGCUGACCGUAGUUCAAUCCCCAGCAUCCCAAAUGAUUCCUUAUGCCUAUCAAUAGUGAUCUUUGAGUGUAGAGCCAGGAUAAGCCUUGAGCACUGCAGGAUAUGGCCAAAUCAAAAAAAAAAUCUAAUAAAACUUUAUACAUUUUUAAUAUAUCUCAGUAAAACUACUUUGUGAGAGAGUCUUCAGGUAUUUCCUGGAUCCUUGGUAAAAAUAGAAAGCACUAUACAAGAACUUCUUGCUUUUCUGAUUAUUAUCCUAUUUCAGAAGAUAAGGACAAUUUUCUAGUCAGAACUGAUAUAAGGAAACUAAUUCCACAAAGGGAAGAUUUAUUGACCUUACAAAACCGCACUGGAAUUCAUAUCUCGAGUUUGUACUUUAUUCUGUGGUCAAAUCCAAAAUUCUGAGGCUACAGAAGAUUUAUGUACCUCAGAGGGAAGGAAACCUUUGCAACCUAAGCACAGAAUUAGUUUUCUGAUUGCCCUGGCCUCCUACGGCAAGCUCUUUUUUGCCAAUGAACUUGCAGCUCAUAGACAAUUUGAAGGAAAUUUGCCUUUAAAGUUUCUCCACUAUCUUAUUACCAAGACUUCUUGGGUUUAGUUCAUUUGUUGUGGGAAUGUGAAUUACUUUGGCAUUUUUCCUGGUAGUCAUUGAAUAUUCUCUUUGAAGGAUAAAUUUAUCUUUACAGGUCCAAAUUUCUGCAGUUAAAUUCUUGAAGACCUCAGGUUUUCAGUAGGUUAGUAGUCACCUUCCUUCAUUUCAGCAGUAAAUAAUCCCUUCAGUUUUCAGGUAACAGUUGUAGAAAGUUUUUAAAUAUUUUUUUGUGAAAUUAACACCCUUCAAAAACAUAAGUAACAUCCUAAAACUUUUGAGAGUCUUUAACUGCGUGUAGCCUUCGGUUUAAAUAGUAUCUGCUUUUCUCACACAGCUUUGUUAUUCUGACAGAAAAAGAUAGUCAGCUUUGUAGACCCAUAAGCCUCUGGGUCCACCUUGCAACAGAGCUUUGAAUUCUUUUCAGUCAGACAACAAGUUGACCUAAGUGAAUAGAUCUCAAUAGUGUUAAUAGAUUGUUAUACUUUACAGCAUAAAGUCAUCUGAAGAAAAUUAGAGAUGAACAUUUCACCACAACAUAAUCUCCCCAAGUAAUCAAGAUGUUCCCUGGCAUGACUUUUCCUCUCAGGUUCUAUUUUAAUGUCUCACUCUAGAAAGAGGACUGAGGUCCAGUCAUUGCCAUCCCUCUUCUAUAACUCUGAUAUCAACCUAAGGGGCACUAUUGCUCAGACCGAUAGUGGACCAUUGCACAAAGAGAGACUGUGUUUGUAGAGAAAUUGUCAAUAAAUACUUGAACCUGCAUGACAGUUUGAAUGAUUUGAAAGUAACAGCAAGAAAUAUUGCAAGCUAAGUACUUUUAUAUCCAGUAGUCUCUUUGGCUCAUCCUUUCUAGCCUACAGGUAUAUGUAUUGUAUCAGGCUGUUGGCCAAUAUUCAUUUAUGUAGUAUUCAAACAUCAAAGAAAAUAUUUUUUUGUCAUCUUCUGUGUAUUUCUGGGUAUUUAUGUAUGUAUCUAUAUGUAUAUGUAUCUAUGUGUAGAUUGUAUAUAAAUAUGUGUAUAUCAAAUUAAGUUUGUUUUUAAUAACAAGUAUGAUAUGAAAAGUAAGUAAAACCCUUAUAGGAUUGAGCUUAUAAUAUAGAUACUGAAAGUAUAUAUAGUGGUACUAUAUGUUGAACUUAAAUUCAAAUGAUAUUUUGAUUAAAUAUUAACAAUAUUUUAUGCUAGAAAUUUCAUCCUUGAAUUUUGAAUCACUAAGGCAAAGUGGAUUCUGAAUUUAUUUUGCAAAACAAUUUCAGUGUACUAUAUAAGAAAUCAAGGGAAUAGCAAAGAAAGAAAAUAAGCCUUUGUGUAGUCUUAUUAUAACUUCAUUAUUAAGAACGCUUAAUAUAAAUUCAAGCUGACAAUUUUGGACUUAUUACAAAAUGUGAUGCUUUAAAGCACACUUUCUUUAUUGUUGUAAUUAGUCCAUAAUCUAGAACUUUCAGGAAAAGUAAAUUAAUACCUAUCAUCAUUGUACCUGUGUCUGUACAGUUCCAGUAGAUCAAACCACUUUUCUAGCACCCUCUUCAUUUUAAAGAAUGACUCUCUCCAUUGUAAAGAAAUUAAAGAUGCUGAAGUUUGUCAGGACUUCCCAAGAUUUUGGGUACUGUAUUCUAAAUUUGUAGUUGCACACAUUAGCAUUUAGGUAAAAGAAUUUACGAACAGAUUGUGAAUUAUGUUAAAGCUUUACUUAAUAUUUUUAUACUUAGGUUUCUUUUCCUGCCUUUCCCCAAAGAAGAGCCACUGGCCUUAGUUGUUUGAGCUUAUUGCUUAUCUUCUAGUGUGUAAAUAGAUAAUUAGAGAUUAAAAUUUUAUUAAACAGCAUGUUGUAUGUAUUUAAAGCAGCAACUGAGUCUGUUUGAGUGAGUGGUAUUUGUUUAAACAUGCUGCCUCAUAUUCUUUGUAUCUAAUGACAGUUGGAGUUGAGUGGGAGACUAAGCUUAGACUUUAGGCUGGAGUGAUGUAUUGGUUGUUAGGCUUGAAAUAUGUUAAUAAUUAACUCUUCAGUCUCAAACUAUUUUUGCAAAUGUGUCAUAUUUUUUCAUUUGUUCUUGACACACUAUGAACUGGCUCUGAUCAGCAAGAUCUUAAUUCUGUAAGAACAUGUUUUCUUCUAAAAAUUGAGUGAUUUUGCAAAACAAUCAUUUGAUUCAGAAAAUACAUAAAAAGAAAAAUUAAAUGUUUUACUUAGGUCCUUAAUUAUUUGAAAUAUUUAUAUUUAUAAAGCCCUGUGGGUUAUAAAUCCAAGCAGCCACUAGACAUGAGUGACAACAACCCUGUGUAUAAUGAUUUUCAAUGUCAUUAAGGGUACGUUUUGGGCUCUAGGAAUAAGAUGAAUAAGAUCAAAUUAAAAUGUGGAGUGAGGGUUGGAAAAGAUGUGAACUAGUUGUCUUUCAUCUGAGGUAGUUAGUUCUUUAUUCCUGAGAAACUCAGAACCAGUUCACUGUCCCCCUUGAAGUGUAAAUAUAAAGGUACUUGUGCCUGGAGCCUCACGUUGGUAAUGUGCACAUGGAUGCAUAGUGAACAUUUUUAAAAUCCAAAUUUAAAGGACAAAAUGCUUAAAUUUCUACAGAAGUGAUGGGCAGUGGAAAUGGGAACUGCAUCCAUGAAUAUUUCCCAAGGGCUAGAGGGAUAUGUGAGCCCUGCGAAACAUAGCCUUUUAAACAAGUCAGUGAGAGAAUGCAUAGCAUGUUCUUUCCAGUGGCCUGCCAAAUAAAUGGCUUCUUAUGCAUUCUUAUGCAUCCUGCGUAUCUGGUUAUUGGAAGUAUCCCCAAAAACUGGUGUAGUUCGAACUGUUGGCAAGGGUGACAUUGCUGCUUACUCUGAAAAAAAUCCCUUUGAGAAAAGAAAACAGAGAUACAAUGAAAAAUGUAGCAUAAGAACACAGUUGUGGAUUAUCCACACCACUCUCUAAUCUGCACCUAGUUUAGGCAGUUUUCCACCAGCAGUCAUAGAUAGGAAGGAAAUGGGAAAGACCUCACUAAAAUGUAUUUCCCUAAACUAAGCUCUCACGAAUGGUGUAAGAACCAAAUUUCCUGAAAAUGUUGCUUAUGGGGUAUUUUGGAGUUUCCCUUAAACUAUGUCCUAGUAGUCUAUAUAGCUGAGUAUUCACACAAUCCCAGGAGAGUUUCAGACACAGAGUUAAGUUAAGGACAGCAUUUGCAGAUUUGAGACUCCUGACUCUGAGGUCUGGAUCCUGGGGCACCCCAGAGACAUAAUGUAUUCUCUCUGCAAACAAGAGCUACUCCCAUUUAGUUCCCCAACUGGGAUUUCUACUGAGUAAUAGAACAUCCUGGAUUACACAUUCUACUUCUAGCACUUGUUAACCAGCUUUCUCAAUCGGUUGACCAUGGUGAGUCAAGGUACCAGCUCAAAAAUACUAACUCUGGCUCUCCUUCAAGCCUGUGCUCUCCAUUAACACAUGUCUCACUUGCUUGUCUCUCUGUACCUUUGCUUGUCGAUUUCCACUCUAGAGAAUCCCUUGUUCUCUUUUGCACACACUCUUCUACCCUAAUAUCUUUCUGAAUAAGUUUUAAUAAAAUUAUUUUGUGGAAGAGAGGGAGGGAGGGUGAGUGGGAGGGAGGAAGGGAGGGAGGGAGGGAGGGAGGGAGGGAGGGAGGGAGGGAGGGAGGGAGGGAGGAAGGAAGGAAGGAAGGAAGGAAGGAAGGAAGGAAGGAAGGAAGGAAGGAAGGAAGGAAGGAAGGAAGGAAGGAAGGAAGGAAGGAAGGAAGGAAGGAGAGAAGAAAGACAGUUCUUUGGUUAACGUAUGACAGUGGAAUUCAGAAAAGUUCCAACAAAGGCUGAAAUCCAAUUUUGCCUUUUCAAGAAGCAAGUUGUAUCACUGAGCUGAAUUCUAUCAUAUAGAUGUAUCAUUGAGCUGAAUUGUAUCCUAAUAGAUGAACCUUUCCUUUAAACCUGAGAUUUCUGGUAAUAGUUGUUCAAUUUUUGUGGGAAGGGUCAAGGAAUACUAAGACCAUCACUUAACCAUUUUUUCUCCAUUCAAAUGUGGCCUUAGAGACAGGCCUUAAUGCCUCUCUACAUUUUUAUUUCUACCUGAAGUUAUAGAAACCCAUUCCAGAAGAGCAGUUUAUAUGAGUAUAAAAUGAGACUAUUUGCCCUGAUUUUGUUGGACAAGCAUAGGGUAGUAGUUUAUGUCUUUUAAACUUAAACAAGGUUCUAAUUUUUCUUAUCUAUUAACUAAAUUAUUUAUUAACUAAAUUGGUUAAUAUUUCUUACCUGUUAACUAAAUUAUGACUCUAACUAGUAAAGUUUCCCUCAUUAAUCAUCUCAUUCUCAUUGCAGUCCAGUUACAAGUUGUGAAUGUUGUUAGUGAUGAAAUAGCAGCCUACUUAUUUUCAGCAGCCAAAUUAUCAGCAUUAGCAGACUUGGGUUAGCUAGUGAUAUCAUAUCAUGUACUAGAAACCUGUUCCACCUGUUCCUUACUAUCACCCACCAAAUUCAAAAAGCCGUCUCCUGAGUGGUAUUUUAGUGGGACAGUAAUGUAUGUUAAUAUGAUUAAAGUGUUUAAAGAAUAUUUUGAAAAUUAAGUUUACAUUAUACAGUUGCUUUAUUUUUAUUAAAAUAAUUGUAUAUAAAUAUUAUCAUAUUUCUUUAUUGAAGUAAACCUAAACUUUGUAGGCCAGUGUGUUGGCUGGUACGUAUAGAUGCUGUAAUAUAAAAAUCGUACGUUUCUUUAUUGUGUAAAUGUUCAUGGAUAUAAUUGUUCCUGUGUUUUUAUAAGUGAGGGAUAAUUUUUUGUUUUGACAACAAAACCUUAUGCAUUUAAGUGGUUUUUAUGUAAUAGAAAUCAUGCAAAAUAGUAAAGGAUUUAAAAUAUGUAUAUGAUAUAUGUACAAACUUUAGGAAGAAAUAAAUCCAAAUUUCAAUCAAUUGGGUAAAUUUUUUUAUUUGUGCAACUAGAAAAAUUUCAUUUCACACCACAGAGACUGGCCCACAUGCAAAAGAACAAAAGCGACUGGUGUUGGCGUGGAUGUGGGGAGAAAGGGACUCUCCUUCACUGCUGAUGGGAAUGCCAACUGGUUCAGCCCUUUUGGAAAACAAUAUGGACAAUUCUCAAAAACUUAGAACUUGAGCUCCCAUUUGACCCAGCAAUAUCACUUCUGGGAAUAUAUCCCGGAGAGGCAAAAAUAUAUAAUAGAAAUGACAUCUGCAUACAUGUUCAUUGCAGCACUGUUUACAAUAGCUAAAAUCUGGGAAAAAACGGAGUGCCUAAAAACAGAUGACUGGUUAAAGAAACUUGUACAUCUACACAGUGGAAUACUCUGCAGCUGUUAGAAAAGAUGGAAUUUGCAUGUAAGUGGAUCAACAUGGAAAGUAUCAUGUUAAGUGAAAUGAGUCAGAGAGAGGCAGACAUAGAAAGAUAACACUCAUCUGUGGAAUAUAAAGUAACAAAAUGGGAGAGUAACACCCAAGAGUAGUAGAGAUAAGGACUAGGAGGUCUGCCCAUUCUCCUACACCAAUGUUUCCAUUAUCCCUCCCACCACCCCCACCCCAUCCCCCACCAUCCCACCCUGCCUUUGUGGCAGGGCAUUCCGUUUGGUUCUCUCUCCUUUUGGGUAUCGUAGUUUGCAAUAGAGAUAUUGAGUGGCCAUCCUGUUCCGUCUGUAGUCUACUUUUGGCAUGCAUCUUUCAACCCGAACAGGUCCUCCCAAGAUCCUCUACUUGGUGUUCCCUUCUCUAUCUCAGCUGCCUUUUCCCCCAGCAUGUGAGCCAGUUUCCAAGCUGUGGGGCAGACCUCCUGGUUCCUUAUCUCUCAAUGAACAUACAAAUGCAGAUGUCAUUUCUACUAUACCUUUUUUGCCUCUCUGGAAUAUAUUCCCAGGAGUGGUAUUGCGCAACUAGAAAAAUGUUUUUAAGUGAAAACAACACAAAAUUACCUCCCUCUUCUUAAAAAGUUGAACACAUGGACUCACAAUGUCCUGCCAAGAAUUAAGGUGAUUACACUCUGAAUGUUUGUGCAAAGAUCUUACUGACAAAAGUUCAGAAGUCUAUUUUCAUCAGGGGUUUUAAACUGGGAGAAAAACUCUUUCAAGUAAAUCCAAGAUACCAUUUGCAUCUGAAAUUUAUUCCUGACAAAUGCUGACCAUUAUUUUAUGGUUCCUUAGUAUAAUUGUUUGUGGCCUCGCAAUCAAGCUUCAUUUUUCAAGAUUCUUUGACCUAUAAAAUGAAAAAUUAGACUAAAAUUUAGAGUUUUGAUCUGGAUAUUGUACAUUGUUGGGUUUGGUUUACUGAGUGGUACAAAUCAAAGGAUAUAUUUCAACCCAGAAGAGCAUUACUAGUGUCCCAGAAAAAGCUUGCGUUGGCCCCAUAUGUACAACAUUUUAAUUAAUAACUGCAAGGUUUAUCUCUAUUCAAGUACCAUGCAGUUUAUUAUAGUUUUUUUUAAAGUUGGGAUCUCAAUGCCUCCCAUGUUCUUUUUUCUUUCUGAAGAAUGCUUUGUCUAUUCAUUUACUAUGGUUCCAUACAAAUUUUGAUAGAGUUUACUCUGUAUCUUGAAAAAAAGUCAUUGAAACUAUAAUGGAUAGUGCAUUGAAUCUAAAUUGUACUUUGGGUAAGAUGGUCAUUUAAGAAACAUUGAUUCUUCCAGUCUAUGAAAAGACAAUGUCUUCCCAUUUUGUGUGUCUUUUAUUUCUCUUAGCAAAGAUUUAUAGUUUUUCCUCUCUAUGUCUUUUAUCUCCCUUGUUAAGUUUAUUUCUAGUUAUUUCAUAUUUUUCAAUUCUGAAGGGGAUAGUCUUUUAAUUUCUUUUUCAGUGGUAUUUCUGUACAGGAAUGCAACUUAUUUUUGUGUAUUAAUUUUACACUUGAUAUCUUAACUAUACUUAUUUAUUAUUUCUGGAAGGUUUUUUGUGGAAUCUUUAGUUUUUUAAUAUAUAGUAUAUAUUAUGCAAAUAGUGUUAAUUUUACUUCAUUUCCAAUUUGUUAUCUUUGAUAGCUUUUACUUGUCUGAUUGCUGUGGUGAGGAUUUCCAAAUAUAUGUUGAAUUAGAGUGGUGACAGUGCACCUUGAAUUGUACCUGAUCUUUGGGAAAAGGUUUUCAGUUUUUCACCAUUGAAUAUGAUGUUGGUUGUGGGUUUGUUGUAGAUAGCAGUUGCUAUCUUGGGGAAUGUUCCUUCUGUACUGUCUGUGGAGAUUUUUAAUCCCGAUAAAGGGAAUGUUGGCUUUAUAUUAAAAAUAUCAUAGAAGCUG
Molecule: messenger RNA, 14149 nt
Organism: Sorex araneus (European shrew)
Lineage: Eukaryota; Metazoa; Chordata; Mammalia; Eulipotyphla; Soricidae
Gene: PSD3
Product: pleckstrin and Sec7 domain containing 3
Exons: 16
Coding region: 283-3351 (1022 amino acids)
Biological process (GO): regulation of ARF protein signal transduction
Molecular function (GO): guanyl-nucleotide exchange factor activity; protein binding; phospholipid binding
Source: RefSeq, a predicted model, not a curated record